Molecule: messenger RNA, 1036 nt
Organism: Sclerotinia trifoliorum
Lineage: Eukaryota; Fungi; Ascomycota; Leotiomycetes; Helotiales; Sclerotiniaceae
Source: the annotation of a GenBank genome assembly
ACUGACUACAUAGUUUUACUCGAAGGAUACCUAUACCUAAUAGGUUAAUGAUAACCACUCCACACCACCUACAGCUACAAGAAUACCUACUCGAGUACAUUUGCUCUUCAUUCUUCAUCCUUUCAUAUUCGCACUCCAUAGGUUAUUAAUAUCGGAAAGAACUCUCGCCGAUGUUCCAAUAUCUCAUACAUCUUAUCUCUUCUUCAACACAGCUAUAUUCGAUUCAAUGGAUCCCAUGAGUCAUAGCGCGAUGGCGGCGUGUACGAAAUGCUAAUGCUGACGCUGAUUGUACGUCGUAAGGAUGGAUUAUCUUCACCAUUUAUUUGAGUACACACCAGGAUAGGCAAAUUUUAAAUAUCCUUCCAUAGCACAAUACUCAAUAAUCGGGUAUUUUAUAUAUGCAAGUAAGUCUAAAAAAAUUUAUCUUUAAUCUCAACUCAACCAGCAAUUAAGUUACUCGAUUUCUCUCUCAAUUUAUUCCCAAAAUUUCUUGUCCGGAUUGCUUUCGAGGAGGAGUCACCACCACGGCUCCAACUGGUACAGAAACUACCAUUCACGGUCUUCCAACUUAUGUUGCACACCCAGCGAAUGCAGUUAUACCCAAGGGUAUCGUUGUCAUUAUGACCGGUGCUUUUGGUUGGGAUUUUGUGAACAGUAGAGUCUUGGCAGAUCGUUAUGCCAAAGGAGGAGAUUUCUUGGUUUACUGUCCCGAUUUCAUGAAGGGUUCGUUUGCUCCCAACUUCACAUGCCUCACGAAGACAGUUUUGACCUUUCCAUAGGUAAUACGAUGGAUCCUUGCGCCAUAUCCGUGUUUGAUAAGAUUAUGGAGCCCGCUUCUUAGUUUACGACUAUUUUCUGCAAACCUAGCUAUGUUUUUCAAGCAAUGGCUAUCGGAAUUCCUUGGAAAAUGAAGACCAAAAUUCCAAUCACUCAUCCUAAAGUCCUCUCAUUUUUCCAAGCCCUUCGAUCAUCCAAACCUCCUUUUCCAACCAAUAAUCUUAAAAUUGAUGUUGCAGAAUUCUGUUGGGGAGGAAAC